AUCCCCUAUCUCCCACCUCUUCACAUGUGCCCCUUCGAACCGCCAUUAACAAAGACCCAAUCUCUACAUAUUGUGCCUCUCGGACCUCAUCAUCAUCGUUUGUGUCUAUUCCUCUGUUUGUUCAUCAAUUCCCUGAUUGCUUACCCACUAUUCGAUCUUCAUUUUGAUCUGAAACCUCAGGGUACUGGAGAUUCUAUGCACAUAUAUUGAUACUGUGUGGGUGCUGUUUUCAUCAUUGAAGGACUGAUAUUGCAAUUUCUACUUGAAGUUCUGUUUUCCCCCUGUUGUUAUAUAUGGGCUGAAGUAUAUAUUUAUGGGACGUGCAGAGGAUGAUGAACCGCCACCAAAGCGUGUGAAGGUAUCCUCCAGAAAGGGAGAUCUUCCAAAGAGUACACUUCUGACUGAUCCUGCAAGUUGCUCACUGAAUGACUUGAUGUCUCACCCCCUGGUUCGUCAAGGGGACGAUGAGGUCGUUGGUGCAAAAGGGGUUGUUAAGAAAGUUGAAUUUGUGCGAAUCGUAGCAGAGGCAUUAUAUUCUCUUGGUUAUAACAAAGCUGGUGCACGUCUAGAAGAAGAGUCUGGGAUUCCUUUGCAAUCUGCUGAAGUAAAGUUAUUUAUGCAGCAAAUCCUUGAUGGUAAAUGGGAUGAAAGUGUUGCCACUUUACGUAAAAUUGGUCUAAUAGAUGAAAAAAUUGUUAAAUUGGCAUCAUUUGAGAUAUUGGAACAGAAGUUUUUUGAACUGUUGGAUGGAAAAAAUGUCAUGGAUGCUUUAAAGACAUUGAGGACUGAGCUUGGACCUCUUUGCGUAAACAAUGAUAGAGUCCGUGAGCUUUCUUUGUGCAUUGUAUCACCUUUAAAGCAGGUUCUUGCUGGGAUGUCAGGUCAAGAUGUUGUGCGACCAAAGUCACGAACAAAACUCCUAGAGGAAUUGCAGAAAUUGCUUCCACCCACGGUCAUAAUUCGUGAACAAAGAUUGGUACAUCUCGUCGAACAGGCUCUUGACUUGCAACUAGAUGCUUGUAGGUUUCACAACUCGUUGGUAGGUGAGAUGUCUUUGCUUACUGAUCAUCAGUGCGGAAGAGAUCAAAUUCCAUCUCAAACUUUGCAGAUAUUACAAGAUCACAGUGAUGAAGUAUGGUUCUUACAGUUCUCCCACGGUGGAAAAUACUUGGCCUCGUCAGCUGCUGAUUGUUUGGUGAUCAUAUGGGAGGUGAAAUUGGAUGGUUUGUUCUGUGUGAAGCACCGGUUUUCUGGACACCAGAAACCUGUCUCCAAUAUUUCAUGGAGUCCUGAUGACCAUCAACUCCUCACUUGUGGGGUAGAGGAAGUUGUCAGACGAUGGGAUGUUGAAUCAGGUGAAUGUAUACAUAUUUAUGAGAAAAAUGGUCUUGGUUUGAUCUCGUGUGGAUGGGCUCCUGAUGGGAACAGGAUAUUAUGCGGUGUUACAGACAAAAGCAUUAGCAUGUGGGAUCUGGAAGGGAAAGAGUUGGAGUGUUGGAAAGGCCAUCGGACUAUUAGAAUAUCAGAUUUGGGGAUAACUAGUGACGGGAAGCAUGUAGUCUCUGUUUGUAAAGAUAAUAUGAUACUAUUAUUUGGAUGGGAAUCAAAAGCAGAGAAAGUUAUUCAGGAGGAUCAAACAGUAACAUCAUUUGUACUGUCCACUGACAAUAAGUAUUUAUUGGUUAGCCUUUGGAAUCAAGAAAUUCAUCUGUGGGAUAUAGAGGGAACUGCAAAACUCAUAUCCAAAUAUAAUGGGCAUAAACGUUCACGCUUCGUCAUAAGAUCUUGCUUUGGCGGACUGAAUCAAGCAUUUAUUUCUAGUGGAAGUGAGGACUCACAGGUUUAUAUAUGGCACAUAAGCUCAGGAGAACUUGUUGAGACGUUGGCGGGACAUUCUGGAACAGUAAACUGUGUUAGCUGGAAUCCAGCAGAUCCUCAUAUGUUGGCUUCUGCUAGUGAUGAUCAUACAAUUCGCAUAUGGGGUUUGAAUCAAGUAAAAAUGGAACACAAUGACACAGUUAGUAAUGGUGUACACUACUGCAAUGGGGGAACUUAGAAGUGUUUCCGUCGGAGAAUUAGUUAGAUGCUUUACUGGUUACUUCAUUGGAUGUGUUGAUCUGCAUUCUAGAUAAGUUGCUAUUCAACUAUGUGAGCAGCUUAGACUUUAUACAGGUUACAUGACAUGAUGAGGGCAGUUUGCUUUAAUAUUAGCUGUUUUAGUUUAUCCAUAUUUGUGGUCAAUAUGGUGUUCUUUAAGUGAACAAAUUCACAAAAUGGAGAUACAAUUGGAUCUAUCAACUGUUAUGUUUUAGCCUGUCUGCUGUUCUUCACCCACCCUUUACAACACGUAUUUGGUUUUA
Messenger RNA from Solanum pennellii, 2360 nucleotides. RefSeq names its product WD repeat-containing protein 26 homolog. The coding region runs from base 314 to 2056 and encodes 580 amino acids. The transcript has 5 exons. Gene Ontology annotation, molecular function: protein binding. Lineage: Eukaryota; Viridiplantae; Streptophyta; Magnoliopsida; Solanales; Solanaceae. The record is from RefSeq and is a predicted model, not a curated record.